Messenger RNA from Kwoniella shivajii, 1089 nucleotides. RefSeq lists its product as uncharacterized. Lineage: Eukaryota; Fungi; Basidiomycota; Tremellomycetes; Tremellales; Cryptococcaceae. Gene Ontology annotation, biological process: purine nucleobase biosynthetic process. The record is from RefSeq and is a predicted model, not a curated record. The transcript has 4 exons. Gene Ontology annotation, molecular function: methylenetetrahydrofolate dehydrogenase (NADP+) activity; methylenetetrahydrofolate dehydrogenase (NAD+) activity. The coding region runs from base 1 to 1089 and encodes 362 amino acids. Gene Ontology annotation, cellular component: cytosol.
AUGUCGUCCACUCCAGCACCUCAAGGGUUAUUAGUGACAGCCGGCAAAGUCCAUACGCCAUUCAAGACUGAAUUGUUGUCAGCAAUGGGAUCGUCUCGAUUCAAAGAUGGACCACCUCAUCUAGUCGGUAUAUUAGCUACCAAAAAAGAUGACGCUAGGACAUAUGCCGAAUUCACCAAGAAAGCAUGUGAACAAAUCGGUAUAAAUUUCGAGUUACGUCUCGUCGGCGAAGCGAGACAAGGUCUGGAUGGUGAAGGUGUUGGAAUCGAUGUUGAAGAAGCUAUCUUGGAAGCAAAUGACGAUUCUCAUGUUCAUGGUAUAAUGGUCUAUUAUCCUAUCUAUGGUGGAAGACAAGAUCAAUAUCUGCAGUCUGUCGUUUCUCCUCAAAAAGAUGUUGAAGGUUUAAAUCAUCAAUUCUUAUUCAAUCUUUAUCACAACAUUCGUUUCAUAUCACCAUUGACACUUCGACCAAUCCCAUCAUCUCAUUUACCUACACCUUUAUCUAAAUCUGCUCAAACGGACGACGCGCCCGAAGGAACAGUCAAAUCAAUUUUACCAUGUACACCUUUGGCCAUCGUCAAAGUACUAGAACAUCUGGGUGUCUAUAACAAAAUGCUGGAAUACGGUGAUAAAGCUCGUGGGAAAGUGAUCACAGUCAUCAACAGAAGUGAAGUUGUAGGAAGACCAUUAGCUGCUUUGUUGGCCAAUGAUGGUGCAAGAGUCAUAAGUGUUGAUAUUGAUUCAAUUGUGGAAUUCUCAAAAAGACCAUCAUUAUCCACUACUACAUCAAAAUUCAAUCCUCACCAUAUAACGACACCAUUACCUGAAUUCACUUUAGCUCAAGCGUUAUCAAUUUCAGACGUUGUCAUUUCUGCCGUACCUGUAUCUUCUUACAAGGUCCCUACUAAAGAUCUGAAAGAUGGUUGUGUAUGUGUAAAUGUUGCUGGCGAAAAGAAUUUCGAAGCUGAUGUGAGGGAACGAGCAUCCAUCUAUGUGCCCUCAGUCGGAAUGAUGACUAUCGCAAUGUUACAAAGAAACUUGAUCAGAUUAGUGGGUUAUCAAGAUAUGCUUAAAUCAGCUGGAUUAUGA